Lathyrus sativus (Indian pea) is the source of this 357-nucleotide messenger RNA. The record is from the annotation of a GenBank genome assembly. NCBI's taxonomy places the organism in Eukaryota, Viridiplantae, Streptophyta, Magnoliopsida, Fabales, Fabaceae.
AUGGCUAGCUACACUUCUAUGUUGAUUCUCGUGGCUACAUUGUUGGUGAGCUCCGCCAUUGCUCAAUCUCCGACCAGAUCGCCGGUUUCUUCUCCAACUAAGUCUCCUCAGUCUCCGUCACCAGCGGUGUCUCCUUCCGUGCCUGUGAAGAACGCUCCGUCCCCGUCACCUUCCGCCGUUAACUCUCCACCAUCUCCUCCUCUUACUCCUGCCGUCACUCCCGCUGUCACUCCAUCAGCUAUCUCAUCUCCUCCAUCUGAAGCACCAUCACCUUCCGAAAAUAGUGCCGCUUUCAACAGAUUCACCGUCGCCGGAUCUGCCGCCGUCGUUGUUUUUGCUUCUGCUUUGAUGAUGUAG